Macrosteles quadrilineatus (aster leafhopper) is the source of this 2891-nucleotide messenger RNA. RefSeq names its product serine/threonine-protein phosphatase alpha-2 isoform. Gene Ontology annotation, molecular function: protein serine/threonine phosphatase activity. Gene Ontology annotation, cellular component: nucleus; cytoplasm. Bases 134 to 1129 code for a protein of 331 amino acids. Lineage: Eukaryota; Metazoa; Arthropoda; Insecta; Hemiptera; Cicadellidae. The record is from RefSeq and is a predicted model, not a curated record. The transcript has 7 exons.
CACCAUUGGAAGGAAGCCAUUAUUACGCUCAUUAGCUUAUAUGUUGGUGCGGUGUAGAAAUUGAAGAUUAGUGGCGUUUCUUUAAAUUAUUGUUGUAUAUUUCCUAAUUUAACUUUUGUCAUUUGUAUCAACAAUGGCCACGGACGACAAACUAAACAUAGAUAGUAUUAUUGCUAGACUGCUUGAAGUCAGAGGAGCAAGGCCGGGAAAGAAUGUGCAGCUUACGGAAAGUGAAAUCAGGGGAUUGUGUCUAAAAUCCAGAGAAAUCUUUUUAUCCCAACCUAUUCUUUUGGAGCUGGAAGCUCCCUUGAAAAUUUGUGGGGAUAUCCACGGACAGUACUAUGAUCUGCUACGUCUCUUUGAGUACGGUGGUUUCCCACCAGAAUCUAACUACCUGUUCCUGGGCGAUUACGUUGAUAGAGGUAAACAGUCGUUGGAAACAAUCUGUCUCCUCUUGGCUUACAAGAUCAAGUAUCCUGAAAACUUCUUCUUGUUGAGGGGCAACCAUGAGUGCGCCAGCAUCAACAGGAUAUACGGGUUCUACGAUGAGUGCAAACGAAGGUACAACAUUAAGCUGUGGAAAACGUUCACGGAUUGCUUCAACUGUUUACCUGUCGCCGCAAUUGUCGAUGAGAAGAUCUUCUGUUGUCAUGGAGGCCUGAGUCCUGAUCUGCAGAGCAUGGAACAGAUCCGCCGUAUCAUGAGGCCCACGGACGUGCCUGAUCAAGGACUACUUUGUGACCUGCUGUGGUCGGAUCCCGAUAAGGACACAAUGGGAUGGGGAGAGAACGAUAGAGGAGUAUCUUUCACAUUCGGCGCUGAAGUGGUGGCUAAGUUCCUCCAUAAGCAUGACUUUGACUUGAUAUGUAGAGCCCACCAGGUGGUUGAAGACGGAUACGAGUUCUUUGCCAAACGACAAUUAGUCACUUUGUUCUCCGCUCCAAAUUACUGUGGCGAAUUCGACAACGCUGGUGCAAUGAUGUCUGUCGACGAGACUCUAAUGUGCUCCUUCCAAAUUCUCAAGCCGGCAGACAAAAAGAAGUUUCCCUCGUACAACGUGAUAAACAGUGGGCGACCAGUAACACCCCCUCGAGGCGUUACGGCAAAGAGGGAUAAAUCCAAGAAGUGAAUCAACCCUUACUACGUGAACAUAGGUUUUUUUUUUGAUCUCCUUGAGAUAUCCCUGUGCAACGAUAGCAUAAUAAUUGUUCUGUUUCAUGUUUGCUUGUUUCCGCAAUUUAAAUUUUAGGUAAAGAAGGACAAUUUUUAUCUGUAAAUGUGGAUCAACCCCCCACAUCUACAAAUAUAUAUACGUAUUAUAUGCCCACUGUAAUAUUCUUUCAGGGUCGAUUCGUAAUUUUAAGCUGUUAUAAAACAUAGUAAUCAUUCAUUUAGAUUGCAUAAGAUACACAAUACUUGCCUAAAUUAAUUUUUAUGGAGUUGUUCCCUGUUAAAAUAUUAUUUUUUAUGAAGUUCAUAAAUGAAAAAAGAUUUGUGUUCUGUCUAUUUAUCAUUGAUAAGAAGAAAUUGUGAUAAAACUUUGGUGGGUGUAAGUGAAAGUAAGAAAAAUGCUGUGUGUAGAUCACAUGGUAUCAUAAUUUUUUAGUUAAAACUUAAAAUAUCUGCAAAGUCAGCUAUAUUUAAGUUGUAGAUUAUGUAUUUUCAAAAGAGCUAUUCAUAAUGACUAUGGAACAUUAUCAUAAGCUUCAUUCUUACUUAAUACAUUUAAUGUUUUGAGCAGAUUUUCAUUGAGGUUAUUUGAAAGUUAAUACACUGCUGGUUAGUAUUAGAUUUUCAGAGACCAUUGUCGGUGCUCUAAUAAAGUUUAAAAGAUCUUUAUGCUAGUUGAUGUCCAGUUAUAAGAUUAUUCAGAUUAUUUGUCUAUUGACCUUACUAAGUUUUAGUACAAUAUUGGUUAAGGAUUAUAUUGCAAUCUCAAGCUUUAUUUUAUCAUUUUUUUAUUUUAUACAAAUUGUUUACUACAGUUCUUUUUUUAAUGGAAAUAUAAUCUCCGAAAAGAAAUUCACUUGUAAAAGCUUUCACACCAAAACAAAAUUACUUAAAAGAAAGAAUUGGCAAGUAAGAAUAAAUGGGAAUAGCAGCUAGCCUACCUUGGAAGUACAGGUAAGUUAUAGAACACAAUAUUAUGCCCCUCUGAAGUUGAAAUAUUUUGUGUUUUAUGGGCUUCCUGACUUAUUUUAAUGUAAACUAGCUGCUAUCCCAUUUAUUCUACAAUUAAAAAUCGUGGCCUAUAGCCUUUCCUGGAACAAAAAACCAAUUGGCUGCUAAGGAAUUUGUUUAAAUGGAAUAGAGUUCAGCUAGCAUAGCUGAGAAAGUUUGAGGGGCUAAUGGAUACACAAUAAAAUAACAUUAAACAUCACACUAUUACAUCCUGAUGUAGGACUUUUUUCUCUUCAACCCACUCUCUAAAGAAGUUCCAAUCAGGGUUAUGUUUUAUGUUCUUUUAUUGUGUAUCUGUUGGCCACUGGACUAAAUUUUUUUCAGGUAAGAUAGCUGAACUUGUCCCUUUUCAAUAAAAAUGUAACACCCUUGCUGUUCAAGGAUAUAUUUUGAUGUAAAAUUCCAAAUUUCCUCAUAUCAAUUUCCGAGAUUCCGUUCACUAAUUCAUUUAAGUUAAACUCACUUCGUAGCAACAUAAGACACCAUGGUUGUUAUAGCUGUAGGAUAUAAUGUGUAUAACAAAACUCAUUUUUUAUUAGCAAUAUCAAGUAUGUUUCAAAUUCUGUAAUCAACAGUAUAAAUUAUUUGAUUUUUCUCUAUGUACCCAUAGUUUUGAUGUACUGUAAACAUUAUUCUCGUCGUAAUGUAUAUUGUUUCUGAAAAUUCUUUUUUAAUGGAGCACAUAAUGAAAUAAAUAUGAAAUAAUUUUA